Cololabis saira (Pacific saury) is the source of this 1709-nucleotide messenger RNA. RefSeq names its product gremlin 2, DAN family BMP antagonist a (gene grem2a). Gene Ontology annotation, biological process: animal organ morphogenesis. Lineage: Eukaryota; Metazoa; Chordata; Actinopteri; Beloniformes; Belonidae. The record is from RefSeq and is a predicted model, not a curated record. Gene Ontology annotation, molecular function: receptor ligand activity; BMP binding. Bases 197 to 997 code for a protein of 266 amino acids. The transcript has 2 exons.
UAGGCUUUACAGUGACUCAAACACUCAAAGACAGACUGCAGUCAGUCUUCACAGCACUAAGAUAUUGGCUUACUGUGACGGGACUCAAGCUUCUCUCUUAAACCUUGAACCAAGAAGACGAGAAAAAGAACGACAAAAGAAGAGAAAGAAAAGAAAGAAAGAAAGAAAGAAAACUACACUCAGAGAAAAAGAUUAGAUGCGACACACUCAGGAUGAUGUAAAACUAAGAAAGUCCAUCACUUUUUACAGUUUUAUUGGGGAAAGAAGAGCAAGAACAGACCUAAGGAUACUACAGAUUACAGUAUGUUGCCAUGGAAACCGGAACCUGGAAGCGGACGCAAGGACCACUGAAGGUGGACAAUCUCCUUUGACUACAUCCUCAGCACAUUACUAUCCUGCUGCGCACGGUGGUGAGAGGAUGCUGUGGAGAAUCACCAUCCCAAUCAUUCUGGCUGGGGUCCUCUGCAUGACCACAGAGACCAAAAAGACCCGCCCUCAGGGCUCCAUCCCCUCCCCUUACAAGACCAAAGGCAACCUGUCAGCAGAACGCCACCACAGACUAUUGCAGCAGAAGCCUGAGGUGCUGUCUUCUAGCCGAGAGGCCUUAGUCGUGACCGAGCGCCGCUACCUCCGCAGAGACUGGUGCAAGACCCAACCCCUGCGGCAGACGAUCAGUGAAGAAGGCUGUCGCAGUCGCACUGUGGUCAAUCGUUUUUGCUACGGCCAGUGCAACUCCUUCUACAUCCCCCGCCACAUGGGCCCCGGGUCGAGUCGGCGACAGAAACGAGGCCACGCUUCAGGUUCGGGAAGAAAAAGCCACAACAAGGCCCAGGAGCCCUUUCAAUCCUGCUCCUUCUGCAGGCCACACCGCAUCACACAGCUCACAGUACAGCUAGACUGCCCAGAUCUGCAGCCCCCUUUCAGACACCGCAAGGUGCAGAGGGUCAAACAGUGUCGCUGCAUGUCCGUGGACGUGAGCAGUCAUGGGAAGCUGUGAAGGAGGACUCUGAGGUACUUUGAGCUUGAAACAACGUGCAUGUGCUCUCAGAGAACUUUGCCAAACAAGGACUGACUUCAAGUAGAACUCUGCUGCAUCAUGUUGUACAAAUAGUCUUGAAACAGGUGUGAUGGAAAGACUAAAUAUCGAUUUGAUUAGAACCUUAUAGCCAUGCUGUCAAGUAAAUCCUGUUAAAAAAUAAGUAUUAAUGUGAUUGGUCAAGUGCCAUCGAUAAUACAGCAACAAGGGUUGUAUGACAAGCGACCAUCCCUCCCCCAUUAUAUCUACCUAAAGCUUUUUUUGAAAAAUGCCUCUUUAAAAGUUAUAAAACACGGGGGAACAGUGCUGAUACAUUUUGUCUAAAAAAAAAAAAAAAAGAGAAUUAGGAAGAGUGCAACCACUUUCAAAGGUUUCUGUAAUAUGAGAUAAUGUCUUGAGGGAGAUUGAUAACGGCUACAGGUGCCAGUUUGUUGCAAGUAUUGCAUCCAUGUUCACCCAAGUCUAGGAUGUCCCAAGUUGAGCAGGAGAUGUCCGUCUCUUGAGGCAACACAGCAAUGGCCCGUGACACCUACCUGCUUGGACAAAAUUUUGGCUGUAACAUGUACAUUUGCUGUAUGCCAACAAGUCAGAAAAUUGUACUACAGCAUGUGUGAUGGAGGUACAAUGUGAUAUAUACAGUACAUAUAUUUUUUCUAUGUCUUAUUGUAUGUCU